Molecule: messenger RNA, 4190 nt
Organism: Macrosteles quadrilineatus (aster leafhopper)
Lineage: Eukaryota; Metazoa; Arthropoda; Insecta; Hemiptera; Cicadellidae
Product: chaoptin
Exons: 8
Cellular component (GO): extracellular matrix
Molecular function (GO): protein binding
Source: RefSeq, a predicted model, not a curated record
AUGCCACUUCCGAUACGCCACGAGGGACGCCGAAGCGACGUGGCGGUGGCGGGAGGGGCCGCCCGCCACCGCCACGUCGCUUCGGCGUCCCUCGUGGCGUAUCGGAAGUGGCAUUAUCGCAGGAUGUUGUGCUUUGUCAUGUUGAUGUUGUGGAGUCACCUCACGUCCAGUCAGCAGUCUCAACCUUGUCUCUUCAACACCAUGUGUUCUUGUCGCUACACAAACUCCACUGUAAUCAAAGAUGUCAGCUGUGUUGGCGUACCUUUCUACAAGAUGCCAGAGUUGCCACAUAGUCACAUCUCACACCUGGAUGUGGUUGGCGCUGGUCUUGACACUCUGGACAGUGACAGUCUGGGAGGUCAGGUCGAGACUCUUCGUCUGAUCACCAACAACAUCAUCCACAUCGGUGAUAGGUCAUUCUCGAGUAUGGCCGGCUCACUUCGAUCCCUAGACCUCAGCCAGAACCAGUUGGAUGAACUACCUUUACAAGCUCUCUGAUCCCUCAAGGCGCUGAACUGGCUCAACCUGCAGAGUAACCGUAUAUCUUCCCUCGCGGUCGAGGACUGGUCCCACCUGAAGGACACACUCGACACGUUGUUCCUGGGGGAGAACGACCUGCAGGAGUUGCCAGUAGAGGCGCUCACGUCGCUGCGACAUCUCUCUUGGCUCAGUCUGGACCACAACAAGUUGCGGAACAUGAGCUCUGACAGUCUCCCAAUGUCUAUACAGACACUCAGUGUCCAGAACAACCAGCUGGGAGAGUUGAUGGACAUAGAACCUCUCGGAAGACUAACGAGACUUUGUCUAAGAGGAAACAACCUGAAGAGUGUGUCUAGACAACCACUGAGGCGGAGUAAGCAACUAGACAAGCUAGACAUAGGAGACAACUUCAUUGCGGAGAUACAUCAGCUAUUCAACGGAUCUCUAGCAGUGAGAGACUUGAAUCUAGACUCGAACAACAUCACACAACUUAACGAUGGAGCUUUUCUCGGCACAAAUGCUGGUAGAAUCAUUCUAGCUUUGAACAAGAUUGAGAAUAUUUCCGAUGCUGCUUUCUUAGGAUUGGAAAACACCUUGGAAUACUUAGAUCUCGAUAGAAAUUCAAUACAAAGUUUUCCAAGUGCUGUAAGUAGGUUAAAGAAAUUGAAGUAUUUGUAUAUGCCAGGAAACAAAAUAUUAGAAAUUGACAAAGGUGCAUUCAGUAAUUUUUCUAUGACUCUUAAAGCAGUGUCUUUGGCGGGAAAUCAACUAUCUCAGAUCCCUCAAGAGGCGUUGUCGAAAUGUAUUAAGCUAACUCACCUGAACCUCGGGUACAACUUGAUUGGAGAGUUGAAUUCUGAAGACUUUGUAGGGUGGGGAGAAUAUGUAGACACUUUGUUGUUACAAAAUAAUAGAAUAAUGAGACUAGGAAACAACUUGUUCAAUAACACACCUCAUUUGAGAGAGUUAAGUUUGUCUUUUAAUAGACUAAUUGAUGUCGAGACAGACGCAUUCAUUGAUGUAGCUAGGAGUUUAGAGAGUCUCGAAAUAAGUUUUGGGCUUCAUAGAGAUGACUUUCCAGAAGAUUUUGUUCGACCGUUGACAUCGUUGGGUUGGCUAGCCCUAGACAACAACAAUAUCAGACUUAUCUCUAAAAGCGCUUUAAAUACUUUCGAAAAGCUGCAAUAUCUAAAUUUAGAGUCAAACAGAUUAACAGACAUCCCAGUUGGACUUUUUAACGGAAGUGUUCAUGGGAAUCUUCGAGACAUACGGUUAUCAUACAAUCAUAUUAACAAAUUAGACUCCUUCACAUUUUAUUACCUAGUAAAUCUUCAAUCUAUUAUCAUGGCAGGAAACAAUAUUAGAGCAAUUCAUUCAAGCUCGUUUCAUAGUCUUCCGAAGCUAAUGAAAGCGAUUCUUUCCCAGAACAGAAUAAGUUUCAUAAGUCCAGGAGCUUUCGUUCAUAUUCCGCAACUUACACGACUGGAUCUUCAAAUGAACGAACUUCGAGAGCUAUCGUUAAAUAUAUUUGAUAAGCAGGGUCCAAACUUAACCUUUUCAUUCAACAUUUCCCGCAAUGAAAUAUCAGCUUUAACUCAGGAAGAUUGGCGACAAACCAUCAAAGUAAGUGUGUUGGAUGCAAGCCACAACAAGUUAAUUGAAGUUCCAGUCCAGUUUCUAAACACCAUGUCAGGAACAUUGACAAAGUUGAAUUUAGGGUACAAUAUGAUUUACCAAAUACAUCCUUUAAGCUUUGCCAAUCUGACCAAGCUGGAAACGCUUAAUCUACAACACAAUGGGAUUUUAAGUAUUAAAAGAAAAGCUUUCUAUGGGUUAGAUAGUUUACAAAUACUCGAUUUGUCACAUAACCACUUGAAGUCCCUGCAAGUAUCACAAUUUUCCAACUGUCCCAGCCUAAGAAUAAUUUCUCUGUCAUCGAACCACCUGCGGUCUUUACCACGAGAGGUGUUCCAAAACACAAGAUUAGAAGGCUUGGACUUGUCUAAUAACGGAUUUGUCGUAUUUCCUAAUCAAGCUUUAGGUGAUGUUGGAUUUACUCUUCGUCAUUUGGAUUUGUCCUACAACCAAAUAGAUCGCAUCGACAGCACUAUGUUCCACGAAACUCAGUUCCUAUCACACUUGAAUCUGUGUCGCAAUAAACUAAACAUACUCUCUGACAAUGUGUUUACUAGUCUUGGCAACCUCCUCAAUCUGAAACUCUGCCGGAAUGCUCUGACAGCUAACUUCAAAGAACUUUUGCACUACAUCCCGAGGCUUCGACACCUCGAUCUGUCCCACACUGGGAUGAAGAUUGCUCCUGUAUUCCCACUUUCCAGACUCAACUACCUCAAUCUCACCGGGAACUACCUUGAAGAGCUUCCCACCAACUCCAUAGAGGGCCUCCCAAGCCUCAAGACUAUCAUCCUUCGUGGCAACAGACUCACUAGUUUGCCGUCAUCGUGUUGGCAAAAGUUGCCAUUGUUAAAAUACUUGGACGCUUCGUCGAAUCCUAUCAAGACCCUGACGUCGGACAGUUUCCACGGACUGUGGCGACUUGAAUCGUUGUUCCUGACUGACCUGUGGCGACUAGAACGUUGGGACGCGGGCAGCUUAGCAUCUCUGAGGUCACUGACCUCUCUACAGCUACAGAGCUGGAAGCUGUCCCUGACCGUGUUGGAGGACACUCUGUCAGACCAGCUCCGAGGCCUCGCGUUGCCUAGACUACGUCACUUGGUAGUGUCAGGUCGCUCCCUGACUAGGCUACAGCCAGGGGCUCUGGAGGCGCUGAAACACUCCCGGGAGCUAGUGGUGGAGAUCUCAGGUACCCAGGUGCAGGACAUCCCUACAGGGUUCUUCUCUGAUCUCGCCCAGACAGCUCAUCUAUCCAUCAAUCUGAGAGAUAACAGUCUUCAGUCACUCAGUCCAGCCGCGUUCUAUGCAAAUGCUACCUCUUGGGAACAUGUGGGAACCAAGCUUAUAGCAGGAGGACUCCUACUCCACGACAACCCGUGGAUGUGCGACUGUGGUCUAGUGUGGGUCGGCCAUUGGCUGAGACGGUGGCUCAGGGAGGCUCUGCAGAUACACACGGCUCCUCUAGACGCGGCUCAGCACCUGGUGUUGGCCACUAGGGGCGCCACCUGUACCGACCCUCGCACUGAUAGACAGACGCCAUUGCUGGAUCUUCACCCUGAGGACCUCAGCUGUCACGCUAGCGCUCUCAGUGGAGCCUCGUACUACAACCCCCACCUCACACUGUACUUGACAGUAGCUCUGCUCACCUCGACAAUCCUCAGUUGAUACCCGAUACGUGAAUGACUCUGUUGAAGUGUUAAAUCGUUGACUUUUGGAUACUAGGGUAUGGAUCCCAUCUGUAUGAACUUUCUGUAGGCAAUCGUUGAUUCAAAUGAAUCCUAGCUAAACAGUUUUAGGUUAAAAAUAAAUAUAAUUGAAUGAGUCAUUCUUUGGUUGUACCUAUGGCUUAUUUCAGCAGCAAUUGCAAUAUAAAAUUUUGUAUCAAGAUGCAGUGGAAAUGAUUUUGUAUGCCAACUAAACUAGACUUGAACCGUUUAUUUUUCAGCACUGAAUGUAGCAAGAAACAUAACAUCUUACAACAAGAAUAUAGCCUAAACUAUUAUAGAUAGCAAUUUCGACAACAGAAUUUGAGAAAUAUUAAUAUUUUUCUAAUACUGAAGAAAGGAAAAUUUCGUAAA